AUGGCCGCUGUCACCGAACUGCCGAAGAUGAACGAGGAGCUCGCUGGAGCCGUCCGUGAGGGUCUGGAGCUCAAAAAAGUGGAGACCACCGAGAAGAACAUCUUGCCGACUAAAGAAGGUUAGUAUUUUGCGCGAAAGCAAGCUAAUGUUGGCCAACAGCUGGGCAAAUAUUGUUCGCAAAUAGCGCCACGGCGCGAGGUUUCACAGGUGAUAAGAGCAGCCAUCUGACCUUUCUUCCGUUUAUAGAUGUCGAGGUCGAGAAGCAAUUGGUGGAGAGAAUCCACGAGAUCGAGCACUUCGACUCGUCCAAACUCAAGUCGACUCCAGUGAAGGAGAAGAUGGUGCUCCCAUCGACCGAGGACAUUAAGCAGGAGAAGCAGCACCUGGAGCUCACCGACAAGAUCCUCAACUUCCCGUCGGAGAUUCUCAAGAAAACCGAGACCGCCGAGAAGGUACUGGAUUUCUGAUUUUGGUAGUCCUGAACUCCUUUUUUCUUCCAGAACGUUCUCCCAUCACCGACGGACAUUGCUCGCGAGAAGACGCUCCAAAUGGCCGCCUCGUUCGACAAAAGCGCUCUCAAUCAUGUCGAGACCGUUGUCUCCAACGACGUCCGUGUCACCGACGCCCAAUAA
Molecule: messenger RNA, 632 nt
Organism: Caenorhabditis sp. 36 PRJEB53466
Lineage: Eukaryota; Metazoa; Nematoda; Chromadorea; Rhabditida; Rhabditidae
Source: the annotation of a GenBank genome assembly